Doryrhamphus excisus (bluestripe pipefish) is the source of this 2441-nucleotide messenger RNA. RefSeq names its product very long chain fatty acid elongase 4-like. Gene Ontology annotation, molecular function: fatty acid elongase activity. The record is from RefSeq and is a predicted model, not a curated record. Gene Ontology annotation, cellular component: endoplasmic reticulum membrane; endoplasmic reticulum. Gene Ontology annotation, biological process: fatty acid elongation, monounsaturated fatty acid; very long-chain fatty acid biosynthetic process; sphingolipid biosynthetic process. Lineage: Eukaryota; Metazoa; Chordata; Actinopteri; Syngnathiformes; Syngnathidae.
GUGAUCGGCUUCUCUUUGAGUAGACUGCGAGAAGAUGAGGAGGAUAAGCGGCCGGCUCGCACCUACUGUGUAAAUUAGCCCCCUUUUUAAACAUCGACCGUUUCGUCUACUUUUUUGUAGUUUCUUGCCAAUUUUAAUGUCGUUUAAGUGUGAUCGGAGAGCUGUUGAGAGGGACGAGGCGUGACACUUGGAAGAAGGAACACGGUCAGUUGCACCGGAUGUCAUUAAACGCCUCAUAAAUAGCAAGGAGGUGAGCGCAUGCUACAUUCGUCUGGUUUUUGUUCAUUUUUCUGUCGUGUUGGGGUGCCCAAAGCGUUUCAUUUGCACACAGUACAAUCAAGACGAAAGCCAUGGACGUUGUAACGCAUAUGGUGAACGACACAGUAGAGUUUUACAAAUGGAGCCUUACUAUAGCAGACAAGCGGGUGGAAAGCUGGCCAAUGAUGUCAUCACCCUUCCCCACGCUGGCCAUCAGCAGCCUGUACCUGCUCUUCCUGUGGGCGGGGCCUAGAUACAUGCAGGACCGCCAGCCCUACACGCUCAGGAAGACCCUGAUAGUGUACAACUUCAGCAUGGUCGUCCUCAACUUCUACAUCGCCAAAGAGCUCCUGCUUGGCUCAAGAGCAGCCGGGUACAGCUACCUCUGUCAACCUGUCAACUACUCUAACGACGUCAAUGAAGUCAGGAUAGCAUCAGCUCUUUGGUGGUACUACAUCUCCAAGGGAGUGGAGUUCCUGGAUACGGUUUUCUUCAUCCUGAGGAAGAAGUUCAACCAGGUCAGCUUCCUCCAUGUGUACCACCACUGCACCAUGUUCAUCCUCUGGUGGAUCGGCAUCAAGUGGGUGCCUGGUGGGCAAGCUUUCUUUGGUGCGACCAUCAACUCUUGCAUCCAUGUUAUCAUGUACGGCUAUUAUGGUCUGGCUGCACUGGGACCUCAGAUGCAGAAGUACCUCUGGUGGAAGAAGUACCUCACCAUCAUGCAGAUGAUCCAGUUCCACGUGACCAUCGGCCACGCCGGCCACUCCCUCUACACGGGCUGCCCCUUCCCCAACUGGAUGCAGUGGGCCCUGAUUGGCUACGCCGUCACCUUCAUCAUCCUCUUCGCCAACUUCUACUACCACGCCUACCGACGCAAACCCUCCCCGGCGCACAAGGGGGCCAAGCCCUUCACCAACGGCGUCUCCAAGGCUACCAACGGCCACAGUCAGUCGGAGGAGGUGCAGGACAACGGCAAGAGGCAAAAGGGCAAGGGACGGGCGAAACGGGAGUAAGGCUGGCUGGCUAGGACGAUGAACCAGAGGACAGUGUUAAGGGACCAGAGAUGGAUGAGAGGGGGGAGGCGGGUAGAUGGGGAGGAAAACCAGGUGAGCACGGUGCUAAUGAAGGCUGGACGAGAGUUGCUAUUGGUCGUCUUUCAUCGCUGGUUUCUUUUAAAAGUGAGCAAAGCAAACAUGCUGAACACGUAGGCUUCAUGUGGCCAAAAUGGUUUUUAUGGACCACGUCACGCACCCAGAAUGUCGUUGAAGAGCUUACUCAGCAUGCACCAACCAAUUCUUCUUACACUGGAGCCCCGGUCAUGUUUUCUUUGAGAGCUUCCAUAGUCUUAACAAAUUCUGCUUGUGAUUAUUCUUUUUUUCUCGCCCCUUGACGGAGUUUUAUUUCAUGAAUUACACGGACACCCGAUGAGGUCUGCACCCACGGAAGAGCUUUUGUUUACACAAUUAUUGAUAUCCAAUAAAAAGAAUGUAUCGCCACUUUUUAAUUCCAAAGAAAACCACAAAAAAAUGUGGGGAUAAAAAAAAAGGACAUAGGAUAGCCAACAAAUGUAUUUGUGAAAACAUGUACAUAUGCAAAGGUUUGGGCACCCCGGACUUUUUGCAUCAUUUUCAUUAAUAAGUCAAUGGAUCUCAUAUUACAGUACAUUUAUUUAAAACUGCUGCAUAAAGAAACAAUUACAAAAAACUUUUCAAUUUCGAUUUUUCAAACCUAAGCUACCCAACUUCAUUUAUUUGUUUUGGGGUGGGGGUUGAGUUGCUUUAUAGUUCCUGCAGUCUGGGUGAAUCAAAAACCACAAAGUACGCUCAAGAAAAUGUAGGAGAGGCUCACCGUGCCACACUUUGAAAAGACCCAAACUAACGGCAUUAGCUGCAAAAAAAAAAACACAUCAGCAGCUCUUACCGUCACUGUGCUGCACUCAAUUUUAGUCUUUGUUUUUCAAUCUGAAAUACCUGGUCAGGGGAGGGGACAGUAGUUUUUUUUGCUUACUUGGCAUCAUAUUUUUGUGGGUCUCCAUGUUUUGUUGUUUUUUGCUGUGCGAUGUAGCCGAGAAUAAAGAGAUUGAUUGUCGUCUCACUGCCACCAUGUAGGGUCUGUCCUUUUUUUAUGGAAACAAACUGCACAUACAACUCAAAUAAAAGAGUGACAGCACUCUUUGCAGCGUG